GUAUUGUUGUGUAUAUGUUUUAGUGUUAAACACUAUAUACGGUAUAAAAUGAAGUUUUUUCCGACUCGGUUGCACAACAUCGUCGCGCAUGCGCAUUGAGUUAAAAACGCAAAAGCCCCAGUCAUGCUGGUCUGAGUUCCUGCAGUGCUGCAUCCUGUCCCAGGGACUCGGUAUAAACAGUGCAGCUUCCACAAUGACCGGUGCAGCUCACACUGCUCCUGUGCGACUCUUAGUCCUCGUCCUGUUGGCGUUCUGUGUGAGCUGCUCAGGAGGAAAGCGUGUGUUUAAAUGUCCUUCAGGAUGCACCUGUACCACGGAGACCAUCAUCUGCGUCGGAUCAUCCUUCAUCCCCAGGACAGUGCCAGCAGACAUCAGCUCUCUGAGUAUUGUUAAUGGCACUUUCCCAGAAAUCAGAGAAGCUACAUUUGCUCUGAUGCCAUCACUGCACUUGCUGCUCCUUAACUCCAACUCCAUCUCCUGCAUAAAGGACGACGCUUUCUCAGGGCUUCCUCGCCUCGAGUACCUAUUCAUCGAGGGGAACAAGAUAGACGAGAUCAGCAAACACGCCUUCAGAGGACUUCGAGACGUCACACACGUGUCUUUAGCGAACAACAAUAUGAAAAGUUUACCCAAAGGCCUGUUCUCUGACCUGAACUCUCUCAUCGAGCUAGAUUUGAGAGGAAACCGGUUUCAGUGUGACUGCCAGUCCAUGUGGCUGAUGUUGUGGCUGAAGAAGACGAAUGCGACGGUUUCAGAUGUUUACUGUGCAGAUCCGGAGGAGACGAAAGGCAUCUUACUGAAGGACUUCCCUGAGAAACACACCAAGUGUGUCUCCACUGAUUUCAUUCCUCAUCAGACCAUAAACACUCAGUCGAUGUCAGCGGACAUUUUCUCCUAUAAAGAGGACGUGUACGUGGCUCUGGCCGUGCCCAACUCGGACAGCUGUAUCAUCAUGGAGUGGGAUCACAUCGAAACCCACUUCAGGCCUUUCGAUAAUGUCACAGGACGGUCCGUGAUCGGUUGCAGGUCGGUGCUGAUUAACGAGCAGGCAUUCGUGAUCGUCGCUCAGCUCUUCGACGGUUCACGCAUCUAUAAAUUCGACCAGGAGCAGAACCAGUUCACCAAAUUCCAAACGGUAGAAAUGCUCAACGUGUCCAAGCCAAAUGACAUCGAGGUGUUCCGCCUGGGAGACGACUGGUUCUUCCUGAUCGUAGACAGCUCCAAAGCAGGCAUGUCCACCCUGUUCAAGUGGAACAACACCGGCUUCUUCCCGUACCAGUUUCUCCACGAGUGGUUCCGAGACACGGACGCGGAGUUCGUCGACCUGGACGGGAAAUCCGUUCUCAUCCUGACGAGCCGUUCUCAGGCUCCUGUAAUCUACCAGUGGAACAAGAGCACCCAGACUUUUGUCUUCUUUGAGGACAUACCAGACAUGAACGACAUGGUGAGCGUUAAGGCCUUCAGGAUCGACCGUGUCCUCUUUUUGGCUCUGGCCUGCUACAUCGGAGACUCGAAGGUUCUCAAGUGGACCGGGAAGCGGUUCGAGGAAGUUCAGGGCUUCCCGUCACGUGGUGCGAUGGUCCUCCAGCCGUUCAGCUUCAGAGAUCAGCACUAUCUGAUCCUGAGCAGUGAUUACUCCUUCUCUCAGAUCUUCAGAUGGGACAAGGACAAGCGUUUCUUCAUUAAAUUCAGGGAGGUGUACGUUCAGUGGCCUCGUUCUUUUACUCCGUUAUCGACGGGUCAGCGUGAUUUUCUCCUCGGCACCAGUUUUAAGGGUAAAACAAAAGUUUUCGAACACGUCUCAGUUGAUUACAGCUGAUGAGGUUAAGAGCAUGUAGUCUGACGUAGAGCUGGGCGAUAAUCAGCGUUUACUGACACCAACAUUUCAUCUGUUUUAUUGAAGUAAUUUAUUUAUUUUUUUAUAUUAUUAUUAUUAUUAUUAUUUAUAUACUCAGUAUCGUUUAUAGUUUCUCUGCAGCAUUGCUAAUAUUUCCCUUUCUUUGAGCACAGGUUUAAUCCGGAUCUCGACUAAUCAGGGCCUUGAGUCUUGAGGCAAAACAGAUCGGAGGUGAAGUGACUUCAGUUAAAUAAAUAUACACUGUGAGUCUGGUUUAGAAGUAAUCUUCUAGCCAUCGUUUUCCGCUUAAGGGAUCGUUUACAUCACUUUUUACAUAACGUUUGUUAUAACGGAGUUUAUUUUCAUGUGAAAAGGAAUUUUAAAGAAUUCUCCUUUACAGUUUCAGUCCUUCGAUGUGAGCCGAACUGAGGGUCGUUCAGGACGGAUGUCUUAAACACUUUUUCCCACAGAAAGUCGGCCCGGUCUCGGAUGCUUCCUCCGUUAGCUUUUGUUUGCGCAAACCCAAAUUAUAUUCCAAAUGAAUUCACUAUUUGUUUUCUACAGAGCCUCUGAGGUGAUCAGUGACCUCGAGAUACUCGAGAAGUCGUUGCCACAAAUUGUUUAAUCGGAGUCAGAAUAAAUCACGUGCGCUGAUACAGGUUUAUGUAGCAUGUAGCAUUACUCCAAGAUUAAAAGGAAAGUGACCUCAAAAGUUAUCUCAUGUAGAGGUCUUCACGGGUCCACUUAAAUCCCAAAACCCGAGCGGGUUCGGGUCUAAAAGUUUCACGUGUACCUCGGACACGGGUCAGGUGUAAUAAUAGCAUCGUCAGGUCUCGGGUAAUUUAAAAUGAAUGUGUUUUUACCGAACGGACCCGAGAAGACACGAACUACUGUAUCUCGUGUGUGUGUGUGUGUGUGUGUGUGUGUGUGUGCAUCGACUCGAGUCCUUUUCCAACCUCUCCUCUGUUUGCCGAGACCGCUUGCGACAUCGUGGCUGGCGGUAAGUUAAUUUUCGUUAAAACAGACAUGUCAAUCAAUUUUGAAUCCACGCUGUAGCGGUCACACUAAUGUAACAUUCGGGUCCAGUCGGGUUAAAAGAAAAUUGCCGUCAGACUCGGGUCUAAUUUUUUCGGGUUUGUCUCGGGUCGGGUCUUUCUUAAAAAUAUAUAUAUAUAUACACGUUGGGUUCGGGUAAAAAGUGAUUUGGGUCACUUCGGGUCGGGUACAUUUCUUUAGACCCGAGAAGACCUCUACUCUCAUGGCCACACUUGUUUAAAACAAACACUCCUGUGUCACCUCAGUGGCUCCUACAAAUAUAACCACACGAGUAAAUGAAACCACAGCGACUGCGAUGUUGACCAAACAAACGCACUACAUGUGUUCAAUACCCCAACAUGGCAGUUUGCUCAGGUUCCCGUCACCUUUCUGUCACGUCCUGAUGGAUUAAUGACGAACGAUUGUACCUUAAAACCCCAGUUUAAUAUUUUGUCAGUGUGCAUUAGCGAGAAAAAAAAGCCAAAUUUCCAAAGAAAAAAAAAGUUAUUGUCUUUGGCAAUAAUUUCUGUUCUUGUCGCCCAGCUCUACUCUUGUGAAAUUAUGACAAGACUAAAUACAUUUGAAUCGUUCCCUGAUGAAGAUAUACAGAUAAUAAUCCUGUCUUGGGCUGUGCAAUCAGUAAAAUAAUAUAAUAAUAAUAACAAUAAUAAUAAUAAUAAUGUGGCCUUUCUGUCUUGCCUGGAAGAGGCUUCAACAUGGUGCAUGUCUAUAUUUCCCAGAAUGCAAUGAUUUUACAUUUACUGUUAUAUUAAUUCAAUUAAAGCGAUGCGGAUUAUUCGUAGGAUCGACGUUUUUAUCCGACCUCCGUGGCGUCUGGGGAAUCCGAGUUUUUCUGCUUAUCGUCUCUGAGCUCGAAGGCUUUUCACAUUAUGUGUGUUUUUUUUUUCCAGACUGUUACGUGCUGAGAGGAGCAAUAAUGUUUCGCUGAAUUAAUGCUAUGCAAGUAGAUGUAGAAACGCUGACCAAAGAUAGUCUUAAGAUCGAGCGCUAGCAAUACGUCCUGUAGAGAAUGUGCACCUUAUCGAUUAACGCUGCAUCCCCUUUACAGCUUCCGUAAAAGGAGCCUUGUGCAUUAUCUGUGUAUGUCUAACAAGAAGAAAAUAAAGACUGUUGUGUAUCUUU
Messenger RNA from Tachysurus fulvidraco (yellow catfish), 4015 nucleotides. RefSeq names its product leucine-rich repeat LGI family, member 2b (gene lgi2b). NCBI's taxonomy places the organism in Eukaryota, Metazoa, Chordata, Actinopteri, Siluriformes, Bagridae. Gene Ontology annotation, molecular function: protein binding. Gene Ontology annotation, biological process: inhibitory synapse assembly. The transcript is spliced from 8 exons. The coding region runs from base 89 to 1819 and encodes 576 amino acids. The record is from RefSeq and is a predicted model, not a curated record.